This is a messenger RNA of Sparassis crispa, 1707 nucleotides long. Its product is annotated as Dehydrogenase citC. Bases 1 to 1707 code for a protein of 568 amino acids. NCBI's taxonomy places the organism in Eukaryota, Fungi, Basidiomycota, Agaricomycetes, Polyporales, Sparassidaceae. Gene Ontology annotation, molecular function: oxidoreductase activity, acting on CH-OH group of donors; flavin adenine dinucleotide binding. The record is from RefSeq and is a predicted model, not a curated record. The transcript is spliced from 22 exons.
AUGACCGCAACGCUGGAAGACGUUGCAGGAGAGAGUUUUGACUUCGUCAUCUGUGGGGGUGGCACUGCGGGCCUUACGCUGGCAGCGAGGUUGACGGAGGACCCGAGCGUUUCUGUCCUCGCGUUGGAGGCGGGGGCGGCGCACAUCGACGAUCCGGACACCUUGCGCCCUGCCUCACAUGGAAGCCAGUUUGGGAAUGAGUCUUACGACUGGAGCUUCCGAACUGUAUCCCAUUCCGAGGUGCACCAGACUCGAUGUCGUGACACUCAUCAUGUCUGGAAUCGAGGUAAAGGUCUUGGAGGGAGUUCAAUUAUCAAUUUUAUGGUCUGGACGAAGCCAACGGCGGAAGAGAUCAAUGAUUUCGAACGGCUUGGGAAUCCAGGGUGGAACUGGAACAAUUACCAGAAGUACGUAGCAAGAACGGAAGGGUUCAUUUCUCCACAUGAAGAAGUACAGAGGACGUUCAAGCUGAAUUACGAUGCAGCAAACGUCGGCAGCGAAGGGCCGCUCAAGAUCACCUAUCCUGCAACCAUCGAUCCGGCCGAGUUGAAAAUGCAGCAGACUUUGAUCAAUGCGGGCGUCCCCGUCGCAGCUAACCCGAUGGGCGGUGAUCCGGCGGGAGCAUAUUUCGCACCGAGCACGUACGACCCGGUAACGCACACACGGUCAUAUGCAACAACUGCGUUUUAUCUCCCAAACGCUGAGCGUCCAAAUCUCAAAGUUCUCGUAUGCGCACAUGCAAGACGGGUGUGCACGAUCUCUGCGCCGAACGGGAAUCUUACUGCAGUCGGUGUGGAGUUCGAGCAUGCAGGCAGGCUGUACACUGUCAGUGCGAGAAAAGAAGUUGUUAUCGCCAUGGGAGCCUUGCAAUCUCCUCAAAUGUUGGAACUGUCCGGUAUCGGCAACAAAGAAGUGCUUGAGAAGGUCGGCAUCCCAACGAAGAUCGACCUUCCUGGUGUUGGAAGGAACGUACAGGAACAUCUUGAAAUCGGUGUCAGCUUUGAGCUGAGAGAUGACGCUAAAUUCGAUACACUUUGCCUCUUGCGUGACCCCGCUGUGGCCGCAAAACAUCUGGAAUUGCAUAAAUCUGGUUCGGGUUUGUAUACGACAGGGAUUACCAACUUUGCCUUUGUCUCUCCAAAAGUUGCUUCCUGUAACAUCGAUGAAAUCGCUCGAGCUGCGAGGGCUAAAUUUACAGAAAAUGCGGCUUCGUACCCUCCGGGGCUACUGGAACAGUACGACAUCCAACUCAGACGACUCGAGGCAGGAGAGCCGCUGUGCGAGAUCAUCAGUUAUCCAGGCUUCAUGUCUACUCCCAAUCCUCCAUUGCCAGGCAAACGCUAUGUGACCUUCACGAUCGUACUGAAUAGCCCCUUCUCUAGAGGAUCAAUCCAUUGUUCUUCGAGUGAUCCCCUGGCGGAUCCAGAGCUCGACCCUCACUACCUAGAGGAAGAUAUUGAUCUGCAGAUCAUGACUGAGAUGGUGAAGUUUGUCAGAGGAUUCGCGCAGGUUCCGCCUUUCAAAGAUAUGAUAUCGAAGGAGCUGAAUCCUGGUGCUGAAAUCAAGGAUGACAUCGAAAUCAUCAAUUUCAUCAAGAGGAACUAUACGAUUGGCUCAUGCUCUAUGCUACCGAAGGACCGCGAUGGAGUAGUCGAUCCUGAGUUGAAGGUCUCGCUGUCGCGUUCUGCCGUGUCUUCGCCAGGUUGA